AUGAAUUUUUUAUCACCGACUUUGGUUUUUAUUUUCGCUCUUAAUUGCUGGUCCUUAAAAUUUUCCAUUUCUGAGUACCCAUGGAUUAAAGCCUGUCGUGUUUGGGAGAGAGACUGCGGAAAGCCUAAUCCAAAACAUAUACAGCUAACAUACAUCAAGUUUCUGUACGGGGGUUGUACCCACAUAAUCGGGAAUUUGGUUAUAUGUGGUCUAGAGAAACUUGAAAAUGGAUCCGAUCCUGAUCUUUCUUUUCUUGAAAAGAUUGAAGAUGUGUCUGGUUAUGUGUACAUUGGUCAAAACAGCGUUAAAACGAUAUCAUUACCUUCUUUGAAAGUUAUUCGUGGCGAACCAGGAUAUCGUAUCAUGAAUACUAGUGCUGCACUUGUCAUUAAUCGAAACAGUCUUGAAAUCCUAGAUUUGCGGAGUUUGACGGCCAUUCAACGCAACGAUAUUGUGGCGCUAAAUAAUCAGUUUUUGUGCAACUUUGGUUUCACGGUUGAUUGGGUACAGAUUUUUGAAGACAACAGUAAGCAGAUGUUUAUACCUGAUAGAAAAGAAAAGACAGUUUCUCACGCCGGUUGUGAUAUUGAUCGCACCAAACAUUCCUGUCAUGGUUCCUGUCCUGUGGUAAAUGGACGAGGCUAUUGCUGGGGUCCAAAGCCUGAGAUGUGUCAAAAAAUGCUGAAAUGCGCUAACAAUCUUGAUAACUAUUGUCUUGGUGGUAGAGCGACUACACAACCGUGUCUGGAAGAAUGCUUGGGUGGAUGCGAAACUCGUCCUGGCAAUUGUAGAGCAUGCAAACAUGCGAUGAAUGAUGGCAAAUGUGUAUCACAAUGUCCUCCACCAUUGAUAGUUAGUCGAGAAGAGAGUAGAACUAUUGCGAAUCCAGAAUUCAAAUAUAACUUUCAUGACAUUUGUGUUAAAAAAUGUCCAGCACCAUUUCUGAAAUCAGACAGUUACUGCGUCAUUGAAUGUGACCUGAAUACCCAAAUUCCUGUUAAUGGAACGUGCAAGGACUGUCCAAAAUCUGGAUGUCCUGAACAUUGUAAAGAAGAAACAAUCUUUCUAAAUGGAAGUUUGAAUAUCUUACAAUCAAGUUCACUACGGAAAUUUAAAUCUUGUGUUUAUUAUACUGGUGGUUUGUAUAUAAGUAAAGAAUCUUUUCAAAAAAGUUCACUGUUUCCAGAUCCAAUAGAAAACGUCAAUGAACUCUACAAUUUGUUGAACCUGAAAUCAAUUGUUGGGUACAUCUAUUUUGAUUUACGUGGAGCUCCAGAAGAAUUAAAAAAUUUAACAUUUCUGGAAAAUCUAGAAUCAGUUGUUUUGGAAGUGAAAAGUCAAUCGCCAGGAGCAGUGAUUACAAUUAUGAACGGAGAACAUAUCGAGUCAUUUGGUUUCAAAUCACUUACUAAUAUUGGGGGUUAUGUAUAUUUGAAGAAUAUGCCAAAAUUAUGUUAUAUUAGUGCGUUAACAAAAAUGUUACCUGUACGUAUGAUAGAUGUACAAGAUGAAGAACUUUGUGCUAAACGUGGUCACGUUUGCCACAGUGAAUGUUUACCAGAACUUGGUUGUUGGGGUGCUGAGGCUAAUAUGUGUGCUCAUUGUUGUGGUUUAAAGGCUGGUGAGUAUUGCGUGUCUCGCUGUACAGAUCAUCCUGGCUUUUAUGAACUUCCAACAUCUUUCAAUCAUUCAAUUCUGGGAAAGACCAAUAAUAAUCCUGUUUGUCGAACUUUACCCUUAACUAAAAGUGACUUGGCAAAAAUGGAUGAACAAGCAAUCAUUGCAUCCGUAGUCCCUUCAGAAACAUGUGCCAUCUGUCAUCCAGAAUGUGCUCAGACAUGUUAUGGUCCUAAUGCAAAUCAGUGUGUUGGAGAAUGUAAGCACUACCAGCAUGGUGAUACCUGCUUACCUGAAUGUCCACAAAAUACAUACGUAGAUCCACAAACCCAUUAUUGUUUACCUUGUAAUGAGUCGUGCAGUCACAUACUGACCACUGGGAAAAAUCACUUAUGUAGUGGCCCAGGGAACUUUCUUGGCUUGGGUGGUUGUGAAACAUGUUGGACAGUUAUACAAGAUAAGACAACAAACAAAUACCAAUGUCUACCCGAUGAUUGUCCUCCCAAACACUACACAGAAUCUUAUCAAACACAAGAUUUUAUAAACAAAGAAAAUAUCAUUGUAUCUUCUCAUAAUCAAGUUAAAAAAGGUGAACUUGGGGGUAUGAUCCGUGUGUGUAAACCGUGUCAUCCAUUUUGUGAUUUAUGUACAGCAAACGGAACACAUGCAUCUAUAUGUCAUAGUUGUACUCAUUGGUGGUUUAAAUCAGAAUGUGUAGAGGUUUGUCCACCCGCGGAAACAUAUUCACUAGCGGGAUCUGAUAAAGAGUCGGACAAUGAAGAAAAUGAUUUAAUUACUCUUAGUAACAAUACCCAGUUCUCAUCAAAUCAAUUAAAAGAAUUCACUUUUCUAUCUAACGUUUCUGCCACCACUAACGCUAGCAUUGAUGCCAAUCAACAAGAAUACAAAACGUCCUCACUAGCAGCUCCAGUAUUUCUAAUUAAAUUGAAACGUUCACAGCGUCGAUGUUUGCUCUGUCAUGAACAGUGUAUUCAAGGUUGUUCUGGACCUGGUCCAGAAGAUUGUGUUAAAUGUAGAAAUUAUCAAAUUAUCUUGGAUGAAGAAACGAAUAAAUUCGUUUGUAAUUCCUCCUGUCCAGAGGAUCACAAUCAUAUUUUUCAUGGCAUGUGUUUAACAGCUGAACAAAAUGCACGUUUAUCUGGUCAAACAGCUCGAGAAUUGCGUAACAGAAUUCUUAUUGCUGUUUCUAUUUCCAUAUUUAUUAUUAUUGCACUCGUUACAAUAAUACUGGUGAUAUGUUUGAGACGGAAAGCUGAAGCAGAAAAAAUACGUGAACAACUACGCUCAGCAUAUACUAACUUGUUAGAACCUGAUAUGAAAACCCAAUCCGUAAGUCGUGAACCAAACAUGGGGCGGCUGGAAAUGAUCAAUCAGGAUGACUUGUCUUGUGAUUUCAACUCAGCUCCUCUAGGAACAGGAUCAUUCGGAGCUGUAUACAAAGGUGUAUGGAAAGUACCUAAACAUGCUCUACUUCGAUAUAAUUGGCAUAGAGGUGCUCAACUAGAUGUUGCAAUUAAAGUUAUCUUAAAUGAUUCACCUGAAUGUUCAGUAACCACAAACCCAUCGUCCCCAUUUGAAGCUGGUAAUUCGUCUUAUUCAGAAGAAGAAGCGAAGCGGGCGUCCGUACGUGCUAAUAUUGAGGAACUUCUUCAGGAAGCUAAGGUUAUGGCAUCUGUUAUGCAUCGUCAUUGUCUUCCAUUAAUUGGAAUAUGUCUAUCUAGUGAACGUCAUUGUCUAGUUUCAAUAUUCGUCGAAUUAGGGGCUUUGGAUCGCUAUGUGAAACAACAUGCAGAUGAAUUAAAUAGUCUUACACUUUUAUCUUGGGCUGAGCAAAUUGCUGACGGAAUGAGCUACCUGGAAAUGCGUGGAAUUAUCCAUCGAGAUUUGGCUGCUCGAAACGUUCUCGUUCAGACACGUGAACAUGUACAGAUUACUGAUUUUGGUUUAGCUAAAAUGUUAGAACGCCGUGAUGAAGACAGUGUCAUCGUAAAAGCUGGUCGUGUGCCAAUACGUUGGUUAGCUAUAGAAACACUACAAUAUGGGAUUUAUUCUCACAAAACAGAUGUUUGGAGUUACGGUGUGACGUUAUGGGAAAUAUUUACAUUUGGCAAACGACCAUAUGAAGAUGUUGAUACUGUAGAUAUUAAGGAUCAUGUAAUCAAAGGUGGACGUUUGACUCAACCUGACAUAUGCACUUUGGACGUUUAUAUGGUAUUGGUAAAAUGUUGGAUGGAAGAUUACGAGUCUCGUCCUACAUUUAUUGAACUUAUGCGUACAUUUAAUACAUUUUGCAAAACUCCUGGCCGUUAUCUAUACAUUGAAGGUGAUCAAUAUGCAAUCAAUUACUUUCACAACACAAAUUCAGGUUCUGGGAACUUUUCUUCUGAGUCUCAUGAACUCCAACCGAUGUUGUCCGUACGCGGGGUCCCUGAUGGAGGUACAACGCCACACAGGAAUAAUAGUUUACACCGUCAUCAUACUAUGUUAACAGAACCAAGUAUGACUAGACCUUAUUCUUCAGGAAAGCUACUUCGAGCUUUAUCUGACCAGCCUAGUGAAAGAUCUGAUCCAUUUUCCGUUGGUCAGACUGAUGAACAUACAGAAACACAACUUUUGCUACCCAUUCGAUCAAAUAAUGGUAACGCUGGAAACCAUUCUACCUGGCAAUCACGGCAGCAUGGAGUUGGAACUGGAGGUUUCUCAAAUACCUCUGAUACAAAUUUUUCAGGGCUAGGUAGAAUAUGGAAGAGAUCAAAUUUUCAUGACAAAGUCAACUCAGAUAGUAUAAGUUUGGUAAAACAACACAAGGCUCCUUUGGCUUCCCGAGAGGAUUCUUGGUUAAACGAUAUUCCUAGACAGUCAGAUCAUCCUGAAUCAAUAAGUUCUGUUGCUUUAUCUGACCCAGCUACUGCUUCUACCACUACUAAAACUUCCGAAUGGUCAGGAAUAUCACCUUCUUAUAAUAAAUCACGCAAUCAUUCCAAUUUUGGUAAAAAUUUAGAAGAAAUGAGCACUAAAUUCAGCCCGCGCACACAUGACAAUUCAUCAAACGGUUUUAGAAAAAAUACUGUUUCAGACUAUCUGCUUGAGCCACCACCGCCACCGCCUGUACCACGUGGCUUACCAGAUGACUAUUUACAACCGAAGACUAAAAAUCCUUCAAAUAUAUCAAACGCAUACAGUAGUGCGCCGUCAAAAUCAAUGAAUUAUACCGAAUUGGGCCCACCGAUGGUUACCAAUGCUUUUACUACUAGAGAUGAAUACUUAAGUCCGAAUACGCAGCCACCAGAAGAAUACUUAUCUCCAAUAUCCAGUGGAUUUAGCGUAACCAAUCCAGAGUAUUUAAUGGAAACAUACGGUCAUCCACAUCAAUACCCAGAGCCAAAUACAUUAAAACAAAGCACAAAUCCUGCUAGCGAUUCAAAUUCCCCGCUGAAAUUGCAGGAUAAAACAAACCAAAAUGAGUCAUCCUCGCUGGAAUUAUAG
This is a messenger RNA of Schistosoma curassoni, 5124 nucleotides long. NCBI's taxonomy places the organism in Eukaryota, Metazoa, Platyhelminthes, Trematoda, Strigeidida, Schistosomatidae. The record is from the annotation of a GenBank genome assembly.